GGGCAGUCCUACUUCCGGGGGCGGGGCCUGAGGCGGCUUCCAGUCGGCGCCAUGGCCCGCAAGAAGCUGUACCGCCCGAUCGCCGCCAUGGCCAAAAAGGUGCGCGAGUAUCGAGCGCUGAAGGAGCGGCCGCGGGAUUCACAGCGCUUCGCUCUGGACUACGAGACCAUGAGACGGCCGCUGACGCAGAAGCGGCUGCCGGUGCUGGCCUGGGAGGACGUGCGGCGUGAGCAGCGGCUGUUCUCGCUGCUGUGCCGCCUGCCGCUGUUCGGUGUGGGCCGCGUGGUCACCCGCAAGUCCUGGCUGUGGGCGCACGAUGAGCCCUGCUACUGGGUCAUCACCAAGGUCCGCGCAGACUACACGGCCGAGGGCAUGGACCACGGCAGGGCCUGGGGCCGGCUGACGUUCCGAGGUAAAACUGAAGAAGAAGACAGAGAGAUUGACAAAGUCAUGUAUCAUGACUGGCGAAUGGUGCCCAAGCACGAGGAGGAGGCCUUCAAGAAAUUUACCCCCGUGCCAGAGGAGAGCUGUCGGUACCUCCCAUACCCGCCUUUGCUCCGAGCCAUGAUCCUCGCUCAGUGGCAGAAAGAGGGGAAAGAGAUCACAGAGGAGCCAAUGAUUGACCUGCAGAGGACCUUUCACCUUAAGGCUGCAAAGAAAAAUGCUACAGGGACAUCCUUGUAACGUCCUGCUCUGUGUCCUGAGCUUCCCACACGCUCUUGCUACGUAUUGGCAGAACAUCACCUUACUGAAGCCCCCCCUUGCCUACUGUGGUACAGAGUGUCCAGUUGAUAUCCAGUUGACCUUGUUUUCUCCCCUGGACUGUAUGGUAAUCUCAUCUGAAAUUAGAGAUGAAGAUGCAUUUGGAUUUUAUUUUUUUCCCCCUCAUAACUUUGGUCUCAGAUUCACUGUAUAUUCUCUGAACUUAGAGCUUCUGUCAUCCAGCUACAGUGCUUGGGAGCACAGUUUCAUUUACAGCCUGAGAAUCUAGGAGUUUUUAAAGAACAUUUCUGAAGCAGUUUAAGUAAGUUCUACAUCAUGGAAAAAUUACUAAGUUAAGUAUGACAUUAUUUCACAGAGCCAAAAUAAAUGAUUUCUUAUUUCCACAGCA
This is a messenger RNA of Lagopus muta (rock ptarmigan), 1111 nucleotides long. RefSeq names its product mitochondrial ribosomal protein S34 (gene MRPS34). Bases 52 to 684 code for a protein of 210 amino acids. The transcript has 3 exons. Gene Ontology annotation, molecular function: structural constituent of ribosome. Gene Ontology annotation, cellular component: mitochondrion; mitochondrial small ribosomal subunit. NCBI's taxonomy places the organism in Eukaryota, Metazoa, Chordata, Aves, Galliformes, Phasianidae. The record is from RefSeq and is a predicted model, not a curated record. Gene Ontology annotation, biological process: mitochondrial translation.